CCAUUUACCCUUGGCUCCUGGUUCCUGGACCACCUCCGGGCAGCCAGGAGAGGAUGGCUGGCAGCAGCAACGAGAGGGCCAACAGGGAAGUGGAAUCGAGAGCGCUGGGGACAGCUAGAAACAGAGAGUAAGCUCCGGGCAGGGCAGCCGCCACCAUAGCGGAAGAAGGAUGGGGACUCACAGAACCGUCCCAGGAACCUAAUAAAAUGAGCUACACCAAAGACUCGCAAGUGCUUCCAUUGGAGAAAAAUGAAGAGGAGAAGAGAUCAGAGCGAAGUGUUCGGAUCUGUGAUAUGAAGAAAGCUGCAAAAAUGAGAGAGAGAACUGAUGCAAGAAGGCUGAAGACAGAUGAAGGACUCACAGAAAACAUUGGACUUCCCCUGAAACUGCUUGAAAACCAUGAGCCGUGGCCAGCCUAUGUCACAUAUACCUCCUCAGUGGUGAAAAAACUCAUUGAGAAGAGCAAAACUAGAGACCUGGAAUGCAUGCGUGCUCUUGAGGAAAGCCUGCGGGUAGCGAGGCAGAGCAAGCCUCCCGGUGUCAUUCAGCUGAAAAGAAGGAAGUCCUCUGGCGAAGCCAUGAUCAAGGACAAGCUGUCAGAGACCACACUAGCGAAGUGGGGUGCUUACUCUGUAUCUGCCACAGGUCCUACUGUUUUCCCAGAACCCAUUCACUUACAAACAGAUUCCAGAGAAAGUCCCACCACAAACUAUAACAAGAUCAUCUUCUCCCGAAAACCUAUGAGGUUGCUUCCGUACAACUCACUACUAGCCAACAAGGAGAAACAUUCCAAUAUUUAGCAAGAAGGCCCUGCAGCCAUCCCCUAUGAAUGUAUGGCAAUUAAGCUCCAUUUGCCACCAAUUUCACUAUGUCCUGUGAAUGUGAACUUGCUCUCGCUUGUGCAGAGGCUGGCUGAGAGGAACCAGCUCAGACAGUGAGCUGCGGGUGGGUGAGCGUUUCCACUCCAGCAUUGCAGUUUGGUAACAUUGGGCUGCCCCAACUUUCUGCCAAAGAUGCUUAGGACUAACGGUGGGUGUAAUAGUCUAGGUGCAUGCGGGAGACAGCACGUCAGCUAUUUUAUCAGAGAUAAUGUAACGUAACGAAUGAUUAAGCAGGUAACUGAAAAGGACAGAAAGAAUUACAAAGGUAUCCAUGGAGAUAGUAUGUGCAGGAAACACUUUUAACCCCCAAGGCUGGGAGAGCAAAGGGAAGAAUCAAUU
Molecule: messenger RNA, 1220 nt
Organism: Tupaia belangeri chinensis (Chinese tree shrew)
Lineage: Eukaryota; Metazoa; Chordata; Mammalia; Scandentia; Tupaiidae
Gene: CDRT4
Product: CMT1A duplicated region transcript 4
Exons: 4
Coding region: 207-800 (197 amino acids)
Source: RefSeq, a predicted model, not a curated record